AUGGAACUCAAUGAAGAAAAAGGGGUAAAAACUAACUCAGAUAGACUCACUUGUCCUUAAUUGCAAUAAACUUGCAAUGGAUUAUCUUCGCCAAGAAAACUAUUCAGAAUCUCUUCAGCAGCUUUCCCGAGCACAAGAGCUUCUUAGGUUUAGUGAAAAAUCCCCAAUUAGUUUAAAACUUUUGGCGAUCACUAAUAAUAACAUUGGCUGCUACUACAAAAAACUUGGAAAGCAAAAACUUGCACUGCAAUGGCUGCUUAAAGCACUUAACUUUGAUGCUUUUUCCUCAGCAGAUCGUACAAAUCUCGCAGCAACUCAUCUAAAUAUAUGUGCUAUUUAUUCCCAGGCUGAAAGACAUGACAAAGCACUUCACCAUGCAAUAACUGCCCUCCAGAUUUUAAAAGAGGUGUAUGACCGUGAUGGCCCUGAUGGUGUAAUUAAUACAUUGAUUUUGGUGCUGUAUAGCGCAGGUGUCGAAUAUGAGUUUUUAAAUGAUAUAAGAAAAGCAGAAGAAACAUAUAAAUGUGGCUUGGAUAUGGCGACACAAAAGCUAGGAAAUUCUCACCCUUUGACUCAAAAAUUGGCAUCUAGUUAUGACAUGAUCAAAAAUAAUAAAAAUAAUGACAAAAAGCUAGGAAAACUGAAUUCCAGUUUUGGUUAUGCUGCAGUUAAGUCAUUAUUGCAUUCAAAAAUAGCGCAAUUGGAUAAUACUUUGCCUCAAAUAAAAUCAUCAAAUAGAAGAUAUAAUCAAACAAACAGAACAAGUGCACGCCCUUUAUCUAAAAAUUCAAAGGUGAAGACUCCUAAGUCUUUGGAAAAUUCGAUGAAUAGGAGUGAAAUAAUUGAAAAUGCACCUAGCCAGCAGUCUUAUAUUCAGCAUAACUCUGCAAGGUUAAGUUCUGUAAACCCUCCCUCUAAAGCGAGGCUAGUAUUUAAAAGAGGGAGAUCAGUGCCAAAAGAAGCUAUUGACCAAAAUUCCAUUCUUAAAAUUAAAGAAAAAUUUGGAGAAAUUCAAGCGAAAAUAAAUGGCUUUGAGAAAAAAUUCAAACCUGAAGUAAAAAAAGCUUACUUAUUACAUAUCGAAAAGCUCGCUGUAGUUCAUCGAAGGAUUUUUUCCACCUGUAGCAUACACUUUGCCUGCUCGCUAAUUCGUAUACAACUUGCAAAGGUUGUUCCUGCCGGAUGAGGGCCUGCACUCACCACUCGGUAGUUGGAUAAAAUGCGUCACCAUGUCGUACGUCAGCAAAUUUGCCUAUUAGGAAAAUUCAAAAUGGCUGAAUUUUCUGGCUGACUCUCGGCCGAAAUGGAAUCCGAAACCCAGGACGUAACUCCUAGCCUUCAUGCUGGGGAACAGUCCCGAUUGGCCAAAAUGAGCGCUACUGGCUGUACUGUGAAACUCUUGGACCAAUUUCCCUCUGAGUUAAGGAGCCUAGAUUAGGAUUAAAGCUUACAGUCGGAUAUAUUCGGCAUUGCGCUUUCACCAAACCAGAAAAAUCUAGUCGGAUACAUAUUCCUGAACAUCAUUCUCCCUUCCUAAUGCCUCUGUAGAAUACUAACUACCGGAGCUAAGAGGGUAGGUUGGUUCGCCAUGCCAUUAUAAUGAUAAAGUAAAAAAAUCAGAAACAACCCAGAAUAAUAACAAGUCCUUGAGAGAGAAGAGUGCAACUACAAUACAAAAGUAUUGAAGAGGGUAUAUAGCUAGAAAAUAUUAUAGCAAAAACCAAGCAAAGCUGAAGGCUUUAUCUGCUGUUGCAGAAUUAGAAAGAAUUAAAAAAGAAGGUUUUGGUAUAUUCAAUGAAGUUUCUCGAACGGAAAAGCCUGAUAUUAAUUAUAAAAAUACAACAAAAAAAUCAGAAAAAGAGCAAAAACUCCAAAAUCAGAAACUAAUUCCACAUAAACCCGAUAAAACUGAAUCUCAAGAUAAGCCAAAUUUUAAUAAAAGCAAAUACUUGGCUAAUCCUCUCUUAAAAGGAUAUAAAGGUGGAAAUAGAAUAAAAAGAAACUUGCUGAAUCCAAUAGAAGAAACAAAAUCUGAAAAUAAAGAACUCUCAAUUGUAUUAAUUCAAGCUCAAAUUAGAAAAUUUUUAGCAAGAAGAAAAUUUCUUAAAAUGAAAAAUUCUGCAAUUGCUAUUCAAAAAAUAGUAAGAAGGCACCAAUGCAGGAACCUAUUUCAGAAUAUUCGAAAUGCAGUUUUGUAUAUUCAAUACUAUUGGAGGCAUUAUAUUUUAAAAAAGAAAACCCAUAAGGCUGUGUAA
Molecule: messenger RNA, 2255 nt
Organism: Blepharisma stoltei
Lineage: Eukaryota; Ciliophora; Heterotrichea; Heterotrichida; Blepharismidae
Source: the annotation of a GenBank genome assembly